This is a messenger RNA of Scomber japonicus (chub mackerel), 3078 nucleotides long. RefSeq names its product NACHT, LRR and PYD domains-containing protein 12-like. Gene Ontology annotation, molecular function: protein binding. The record is from RefSeq and is a predicted model, not a curated record. NCBI's taxonomy places the organism in Eukaryota, Metazoa, Chordata, Actinopteri, Scombriformes, Scombridae. The transcript is spliced from 11 exons. Bases 1 to 3078 code for a protein of 1025 amino acids. Gene Ontology annotation, biological process: regulation of apoptotic process.
AUGAAGAGUGACCGGUCUAAUGGUGUACCUCCAACCUUCAGUAAUGAACCUGGACCCUCAGACACAAAUGUUACUGGUUUACCUCUCAGACUCCAGAAGAUGAAGAAAAAGGAGGAAGAGGACGGAGCAGAGUCUGUAAUAUCCAGCUGUCUGUCUAUGAAGAGUGACCGGUCUAAUGGUGUACCUCCAACCUUCAGUAAUGAACCUGGACCCUCAGACACAAAAUAUAGCCAGCUGGAGAAGGCGGAGGAGAGGCACCAGAGUUCACUGAACCUCAACAAACAGAGAAUCAAGAUGAGGAAGAGGGACCUGCUCAACAUCCUGGAUGACUUAAAAGACGAUGAAUUUAAGGACUUCAAAUGGUCCCUGAAGAAAAAAAAAAAGAGAGACAUCAAACCCAUUCAAUGUGCCCAGCUGGAGAAGGCAGAGAGGAGAGACGUGGUGGAUCUGAUGGUGCAGAAAUAUGAACUAGCUGGAACUGUGGAGGUGAUGAAGAGCGUUUUAAAGAAGAUCAGCAGGAAUGAUCUGGUGAAGAAGUUACCAAACAUCAGCUCAGGAUCAGAAGCAGAUGGUGGUCUGCAGGAGGGUUUAGAUGAACAUCACAUCAUUCUGAUAACGAGAAAUCAAGAUGUGACUGAUGGAACUGAUGAAACAGAAAGAAUUCCCAUUGACAGCUCCUACACUGAGGUGUACAUCACAGACGGAAGGAGUAACGAGGUUAAUACCCAACAUGAGGUGAUGCAGCUUGAAACAGCUUCCAAGAAGAAGACCCUCCAUGACGCUCCAAUCAAGUGUCAGGACAUCUUUAAAGUCUUACCUGACCAACAGAAAAGCAUCAUCAGAGUGGUUCUGAUGAACGGCGUCGCUGGCGUUGGAAAAACCUUCACAGUGCAGAAGUUCACUCUGGACUGGGCACAGCGCUCCAACAACCAAGAGAUCAGUCUUCUGAUUCCACUUCCAUUCAGAGAGCUGAAUGUGAUCAAAGAUAAGCAGCACAGUCUGAUCACACUGAUCUGUCACUUCUAUCCAACAUUACAGAAGCUCACAGCAAAGAAGCUCAAAUCGAAAGACUUUAAAGUUCUGUUCAUCUUUGACGGCCUGGAUGAAAGCAGACUUUCACUGGAUUUCAAAAACAGUGAGGUCGUGUCUGAUGUCACACAGAAGUCAUCAGUCAGCGUGCUGCUGACAAACCUCAUCCAGGGGAAGCUGCUUCCCCGGGCUCUCAUCUGGAUAACUACCAGACCUGCAGCAGCCAAUCAGAUCCCUCCUUCAUGUGUUAGCAGGGUAACAGAAGUACGAGGCUUCACUGACCCCCAGAAGGAGGAGUACUUCAGGAGGAGAUUCAGUGAUGAAGAGCAGUCCAGCACAAUCAUCUCACACAUCAAGACAUCCAGGAGCCUCCACAUCAUGUGUUACAUCCCAGUCUUCUGCUGGAUCGCUGCUACAGUUCUGGACCACAUGUUGAUUACAGACCAGAGAGGAGAGCUGCCCAAGACCCUGACUAACCUGUACUCACACUUCCUGCUGGUUCAGACAAAGAUGAAGAAGAACAAGUAUGAUGAGGGACAUGAGACGAGUCCACAGGAGCUGACAGAGGCUGACAGGAACCUUCUUCUGAAGCUGGGGAGGCUGGCGUUUGAACAACUGGAGAAAGGAAACAUCAUGUUCUACCAAGAAGACCUGGAGCAGUGUGGUCUUGAUGUCACAGAGGCAGCGGUGUUAUCAGGAGUUUGUACACAGAUCUUCAAAAGAGAGAAACACCAGAAGACAACAGUCUACAGCUUUGUUCAUCUGAGCGUUCAGGAGUUUCUGGCUGCAGUCUACAUGUACCACUGUUACACCAGCAGGAACACAGAGGUACUGAAGGACUUCCUGGGAGAAGACUACAGUUACUCAACUCUGGAUGACUUCCUGAAGAGAGUCAUGGAGAAAUCUCUCAGAAGUAAAAAUGGCCACCUGGACCUGUUUGUCCGCUUCCUUCAUGGCCUCUCUCUGGAGUCCAACCAGAGUCUCUUAGGAGGCCUGCUGGGUCCGACAGACAACAGUCCAGAAACCAUCCAGAGAGUCAUCAACAACCUGAAGGAGAUGAACAGUUAUGAUAUCUCUCCUGACAGAAUCAUCAACAUCUUCCACUGUCUGAUGGAGAUGAACGACCGCUCAGUACAUCAGGAGAUCCAAGAGUUCCUGAAGUCAGAGAACAGAUCAGAGAAGGAACUCUCUGAGAUCCACUGCUCAGCUCUGGCCUACAUGCUGCAGAUGUCAGAGGAGCCUCUGGAUGAGUUGGACCUGAAGAAGUACAACACAUUCGAUGAGGGACAACGGAGACUGAUCCCAGCUGUGAGGAACUGCAGAAAGGCUCUACUUUCUAACUGUGGACUCUCAGAGACUCACUGUGAAGUUUUGGCCUCAGCUGUGAAGUCCAACUCCUCCCAUCUGACACAUCUGGACCUGAGUAACAACCCCCUGUCUGAUUCAUCAGUGAAGCGUCUGUCUGCUGGACUGGAGAGUCCAAACUGUAGACUGGAGACUCUGAAAUUGAAGUACUGCAGUUUGUCAGAGAUCAGCUGUGAUUAUCUGGCCUCAGCUCUGAAGGCCAACCCCUCCCAUCUGAGAGAGCUGGAACUGAGUAACAACAAGCUGCAGGAUUCAGGACUGAAGCGUCUGUGUGGUUUUCUGAAGAAACCAGCCUGCAAACUGGAGACUCUGAGAUUGCAGUGCUGCAGUUUAUCAGAGAUCAGCUGUGAUUAUCUGGUCUCAGCUCUGAAGCGCAACCCCUCCCAUCUGAGAGAGCUGGAUCUGAGCUACAACAAGCUGAAGGAUUCAGGACUGAAGCGUCUGUGUGGUUUUCUGAAGAGUCCAGACUGCAAACUGGAGACUCUGGGAUUGAAGAACUGCAUUUUGUCAGAGAUCGGUCCUCUAGCCUCAGCUCUGAAGUGUGCAUCCCAGGAAUCCUGCCCCUCCCGUCUGAGAGAGCUGGAUCUGAGUAACAACAAGCUGAAGGAUUCAGGACUGAAGCGUCUGUGUAAUUUUCUGAAGAGUCCACGCUGUAAACUGGAGACUCUGAGGGAACGCUCCUAG